AUGCCCAGGACUGUAUCCAGCAAGCUUGUUCUUCUCGACGAGUUCUCUGACUUCCGUGUCCAAGUCGUUUGCGAUGCUGACGCUGCGUUUCUGCUAUAUGCAGGUGCCGCAUUCCUUACGCAAACCGUGAAGCUUGACGAGGCGACGAACGUCAAGUUCGAGAUCUGGGACACUGUGAGUUUGCCGUGGUCCACCUGCUACAAGAGUCUCGCCCCCAUCUACUUCCGCAAUGCCAACGCUGCGAUCAUUGUCUACGACAUUACGCAGCCUCCAGAGACCUCUUUCGACAAGGCGAAGGCGUGGGUUCGCGAGCUGCAGCGCCAGGCGGAUCCGAACAUUGUCAUCAUGCUCGUCGGAAACAAGCUCGAUCUUGCCUCGCAGCGCAAGACCCCUCGCGAGCUCGGCCAGCAGUUCGCGCAGGAAGAGGGGCUUCUGUUCUGCGAGGCGAGUGCCAAGUCGGGCGAGGGCGUCGAGAGCAUGUUCAUGGAGAUCGCGAAGGCGCUUCCGCUCAACGCCCCCAAGCCUGGACAGCAGGGCGGCGUCAAGGUGAACCCGCAGCAGCAGGAGGCGCAGAGCGCCUGUAACUGUUAG
Molecule: messenger RNA, 591 nt
Organism: Trichosporon asahii var. asahii CBS 2479
Lineage: Eukaryota; Fungi; Basidiomycota; Tremellomycetes; Trichosporonales; Trichosporonaceae
Product: GTPase
Exons: 7
Coding region: 1-591 (196 amino acids)
Molecular function (GO): GTPase activity; GTP binding
Source: RefSeq, a predicted model, not a curated record